AUGAGUGACAUAAAGUGUUUAUCACCAAUGAUACGAAUAGCAGAAAAAGAGAAUAUAAAAAUCUCUCUUUUGUCAAAGGAAAAGAAAGAUGAGAUACUUGAAAGUAAAAAAGUACAGCGUCAAGUAGGACUCGAUGAUGAUGAUGAUGAUGAUGAUGUUGAAAUCGAUGGACUAAGAAUGAUGGAGCUCGUGAUUCCGCAGCACGUGAUACGCGGGCAGAACGUGCGACUCGAGUGCAACUUCAAUCUGGACAACGUGAUCCUCUACUCGGUCAAGUGGUACAAGGAUGGCAACGAGUUUUAUCGCUAUGUACCGCGGGAAAAGCCACCGGUACUGGUAUUCACACUCCCCGGCGUCACCGUCGACAUUCACAAUUCAACGGAACGAUCAGUCGUGCUGAAUUCGGUGAACCUCAUGAGUUCCGGACGAUACAGGUGUGAGGUCUCGGCUGAAGCUCCAGCAUUCCAAACUGUAUCCGAUCAUUCGGAUAUGCUCGUCGUUGCGCUACCGGAGGAGGGUCCUAUCAUAACGGGCAGAUCGGGCAGGCAUCGCUAUCAAGUUUCGGAUGUCGUGCGAUUCAACUGCACGUCCGCAAAGUCCAGGCCGGCGGCAAUGCUCAGUUGGUUCAUCAAUGGAGAGCCGGUGGAUCAGUCGCUGUUGCGCGGACCCCACGUGACGGAGAUCGACCGCGAGGGUCUGGAGACGAUCGUGCUGGGCUUGGAGUUCCGGAUACGCACGAAACACUUCAAGCGGGGCGAUAUGAAGAUAAAGUGCCUAGCCAGGAUAGCGACCGUCUACUGGAAAACCAACGAGCUGAGCAUCGAAAGCUACCGAACGGAGAACAAAGCGCCGGUUAUGGAGAGUCGGGAGACGAGACCACAAGGCCACACGCACGCCGAGCACAUACUUGCAAGUAGCAGCGCUAAACCCAGGAUACUCGUAUCCAGCAUCGUCCUUUUGAUCGUCAGUCUGCUGUCAUGGUAGUAAGGAGCGAUGAUUAAACGAUACUACGUAUCCUGCGGGCGUUCCAAAUCUCAACAGAGCGCAACUUAGAAGAAUAUAAAGAACAUGCAGAAUUAUCUGGCCGUUUAAAGACUCGAGCGAUCAUUAUAGUGCGUAUGAGUAUUAAAAUCGAAGAGAUAUCGCGCGUAACAGAAGAAAUAUUCCAGCGUUAUUUAUAUUUUUAUAUUUAGCGUACAGUAGAAAAGUCGUGUUAAUUGUCAAUUCGUGGACGAUGUGAAACAAGAAAGAAGGUAUGUAACAAAUACAUUUAUGUGCGUGUUUGGAUCUCUAUGUCCCUUGGAGUAAAUAUCGAAAGUGAAUAUUUCAC
Ceratosolen solmsi marchali is the source of this 1330-nucleotide messenger RNA. RefSeq lists its product as uncharacterized. The transcript is spliced from 7 exons. The coding region runs from base 1 to 984 and encodes 327 amino acids. Lineage: Eukaryota; Metazoa; Arthropoda; Insecta; Hymenoptera; Agaonidae. The record is from RefSeq and is a predicted model, not a curated record.